AUGACUGCAGAUUCAACUCCCUUUGGUAAACACUUUCGUCUCAAAUACUUUGGCUUUGACCCGAAUUAUGUCCCGCUCAACCACGGGUCUUUUGGCGCUGCUCCCAACCCUGUAGCCCAGCGUCGGGCUACAGAAAUAGUUGAACUAACACGCAAUCCUGACAAAUACUUACGCUUCACCAUUGCAGACCGUUUAGACUCAGCCCUGGAUUCCGUGGCUCCAUACGUGGGACUAACAGAGAAAAACAAAAACGGGUUGGUGUUUGUAUCCAACGCAACUGUGGGAGUCAACACUGUGUUACGCUCAUUCCCAUUUGCCUCAAGAGAUGCCAUCAUCUACGCGUCCUCCACGUAUGGCGCGUGUGCUAAAACCGUCCAGUUUGUGCAGUCCCGCGUUGGCCUUAAAUCUUACAAAGUCAACAUUGAGUAUCCCUUUACAAACAAAGCCGUUGUAGACGCAUACGCCGACGCAAUCGAUAAAGCAAAAAAAGAAUCACCUGAAGGUACCGUCGUGGUUUUGUUUGAUGCUGUCUCGUCCCAGCCUGGUUGUAAAUUACCUUGGAAAGAGCUCACAGCCUUAUGCAAAACCAAGUCUGCUCUUUCUCUAGUCGACGCUGCUCAUGGUGUGGGGUUACUCACAGACAUUGACCUUGAUACUGUCCAGCCUGACUUUUUCGUCUCAAACCUUCACAAAUGGUUUUUCUGUCCAGGUCCUAGUGCUCUUCUUUAUGUCGCCAAACAACACCAUCCUGUGAUUCAAACUUUCCCAAUCUCUCACUCAUAUGUACCAGAAACAAGCAUUUCAGAGUACCCAGAAGAAACCCUUCUCCGUGAUAAGUUCCGUUUCGUCGGUACCAGUGACUACACUACCUACAUUUCCACUCUUGCAGCCAUUGAUUUCCGUGAAAACGUUUGUGGUGGUGAGAACAAAAUCCAAGAAUAUACCUUUAAACUUGCACGCGAGGCUGCUGCCCUUUUCCAACGAGAAUUUGCUACAGAAUCUGUAACAGCUCUUGACGAUUCUGACACAACAGCUACUGCCAUGGUCAAUGUGUAUUUGCCUUCUCCCUCGGGUCCUCUCGACUCUGAUGGGAAAAUUGACCUUGGGUUUGCUGCUGACAAUAUCCAAUAUUCACUGCUCCACAAGAGUAACGUUUAUUUCCCCAUUGGUGUGCUUAAUGGCAAAUUAUACACUCGUUUGAGUGCUCAAGUGUAUCUCGAACUUGCGGAUUUUGAAGCCGGUAUCCAAGCUUUUAAGAAGCAAUUUGCUGAACAUGAAUCUAAGUAUUCUGGGAAAUAA
Messenger RNA from Magnusiomyces paraingens, 1299 nucleotides. RefSeq lists its product as uncharacterized. The record is from RefSeq and is a predicted model, not a curated record. NCBI's taxonomy places the organism in Eukaryota, Fungi, Ascomycota, Dipodascomycetes, Dipodascales, Dipodascaceae. The transcript has a single exon. Bases 1 to 1299 code for a protein of 432 amino acids.